Molecule: messenger RNA, 2308 nt
Organism: Eurytemora carolleeae
Lineage: Eukaryota; Metazoa; Arthropoda; Copepoda; Calanoida; Temoridae
Exons: 19
Coding region: 593-1693 (366 amino acids)
Source: RefSeq, a predicted model, not a curated record
GAAAUAUUGUUGUUCAAAUAGUUCCAUUCCCGGAGUUAUUUUACACUCUAUUAUGAAAUCCAUUAAAACACCAAACAACCCCGCUUAUCAUUAAAGUAUACUUUAGUGCACUUAGUACACUUUGACCCCUAGAAGUAUGAGUUCGCGGACUGUACAAUUCUUGGUGAUUUUGCGUAUAUAAGCUAUCUAUGUUUAUUUAUUUAUUUAUGGUUCUUCUUCAUUUUCCUGCCACUGUGACCUUUCCAAGUACCCCCUAGGCAUUAACCCUAGACACCCCCCUCAUUUUAACCAUUAACCCUAUCCCCCCUUGUAUCCCUUCCCCCCCUCUCCAUGUCAAGCCAGGACAUCCCCCCUAUACCCCUUCCCCCUCUCUAGGUCAAGCCAGGACAUGUUGCAUGGUCUACCUGUAUAUCUCUAGUUCUAUAGCUUUCCUCCAAGUUUUGUUAUUGUAAAUAUAUCUGAUUCUGUGAACAGUGUUUACAUAGUGACAACACGGUGUAAACAUUAUUAUUAAUCUAUGUGAUUAUUCUCCCUCGAUCCUCGGCUCCUUCUCUGCAGAAUUGAAAACUUUAAAAACCCAUAAAAAAUUAAAAUGAUUCUGAGUUGGACAAAAUCAUUUUUUCAAAUAACAGGCUUGGUCGUCGUUAUCUUGAUUUUCUACAGCUCUAGUUUAAUUUACAAGAAAGGAGACUACAAUCAAAUAUAUGAACCUGAGCUUGUGGAAUAUAAUAUAGAUUCAUCUUGUUCUUGUAAACCUAGGCUGGCACAAUCUUUAAAAAAUGUUGAUGAAUCCCUCUUACCUGGAAGUAUCAAUUACAAGCAGGUUGUAGAAGGACAGUAUGUUGGGAAAUCAACCUGUAAUAAUUAUACAACAGCGCUUGGAGCCGGGCAGAGGGUUUUAUCUUAUUCUUUUUAUACUCCUCCUAGAUCCCCUCAUGGCAGAAUUUUGGAGGAGGAUGCAUCUGACCUACGUUACACUGAACUAAUAUCAGACAUAAUCCAGCGUGCUGAGUUAUAUUAUCCCGGCUGGAGAAUUCGGAUUUACCACAAUAUUACAGAAGAAAAUUUUCAGAUAAAAUCCGAAUUAUGUAGAUUGUAUUGUGAAACUUCCAAUCUCGAUCUGUGUGACGUCACAAACAUUCACAGUUUGGGAAAUUUAAACAAAUUGUUCCCUGUUGGAAGAUUUUGGAGGUUUCAGGUUGUCGGGGACCCCACUGUUGAAAUGUUCGGUUCAAGAGACAUUGAUAGUUUCAUUCAAGAUAGAGAAGCAUUUGCAGUAAAGGAAUGGUUGAAUUCCGAAAAGCAAUUCCACAUAAUGAGGGAUGGUCCUUUUCACAGUGACGCCAUCUUAGCUGGUCUAUGGGGCGGGAAAAAUUAUGAAAACAUGGCAACUAUGUUUAAAGUUAAAAGAGCUCUGUACAGCGUUCAUCCUUCAACAAACAAAUAUUUAGACCAGAUUACUCUAAGAUUGAAAGUGUGGCCUUUAAUAAGAAUGCAUUCAGUAAUUCAUGACAGUUAUCUUUGCGAAAAAGGAUAUGUUGGUCCAGGAUGGCGGCCCUGGCCAACUAAAAGAAUUGGUUAUGUAUAUGUUGGCUACGGACCUACCAAGGAUGGACCUUCAGAACGUUUAUCUAAAACUCCAUGCCCUGUUGCAUGUCGACCACCUGCACAUAAGAACUGGAAAUACUGCUGAAAUGGUUGGAGAAGGCUCAGUAGACUGAAUGACUUCCUGGUGCAUAGGAUUUUGCAAUAAAUGCAAACAAUACAGUUUAUAAAAUAGAUUAUGCUGUUUUAAAUCCUAGAAAUGUCAGUUUAUAAAUACACAAAGAUAUUGUUGUAGACCAUUAAUCUAAUUUGAGACCUUUUUUCCCUUAAAUGUCGUCUUUACCAGCACAAGUCCAAAACAAACACUUUCACCGACUCUACCUCUUUAGUCUAUAACUCUGACAAAGGAAAAUCAAAACAGUGAAACGUUUUACCAUGUGAAAGAUCGAAUCCACAAAUAACUUUGCAAUCCAUAGUAAAUUCCACUUAAGCAAUCGGGUAUAUAUUUUCAGAAGUAUUAUAAAUUUUUCAAACUACACCAUCCAACCCUCAAACCCUUAACCACUCCAUUUCUCUCCGACACUAAAUAAUAGUAAGAUAUUUUAUCAAAUAUUUUAACUACAUUAAAAUUUUGUCAUUCAUGUUUAACUUAAUAACUAGUAAGCUAUGUUAUCUAACAUUUUAACUACAUUAAAAUAUUGUUAUAUUCAUGUUUAAGACCUGUAAUUUAUUACAGGUUUGAAAUAAAUCUACUUUAUGAUUA